AUGAACAUUCAACCAUGCCGGCAUUCCUUCUUCAAUCGGUCCGCUUUACGGCAGCAGGUAAAGCGUAGGCCGCCCAAAAGGCCGAUCGACCACGUCGACGAACCCGCCCAUGGAACGCUCAGCAAGAAGAGCAAACAUAAAGAAAACGUUCCUCCCAAGGACCCCGUAAGGGAAAAGUCUGCGAAGAGGUUGGGAGGGUAUAAGACCACACCAUGGCGGGAAGAGCCACGCCAAAUCAUCGACCUCACUCAUUCAGACCAUGAACCUUUGCAUAGCACGACAAAGGAGAAUGUGCUCUCGUGUGGCUUGAGAACUACGCCGCCGAACGAGUAUGCUCCUUUGUCCGGGCAUACUCUUCUCACCCCUCCCCCGACAAUGAAGCAUCGAAACGGCAUACCCCCACUCAGCAUAAAGGGUUUUCUUCCAAUGACACUCUCUUCUUCUUCUGAGAGCACCCCUACUCCUGCCAACCAUCACGCCGGGAAUCUCAUUCGGCUCCUUACACCCUGCACACCUGUCUCUCGGUCAAGGAGUUUUUUACCCUCGCACGGGGGGAGCUCUCCAUCUACUACUUCUUCUACGGGUUUCAGUUCUCUCGUUGCUACGCAGGUGCAGAUCGGUGCAGCUCGACCAGGUAAAAGGAAACGGACUUCGCAGCGAGAGGCUGUCGUUCUGUCUCAAGUGUCGCGACGUCUGCUAUCUUCGUCACGGGGCUCGUGCCCAACUCCUGUUGCCUUCAAGAAACCGCAGGUUCCACCCAAACCCUUGACACUCCCUCGUACCAUGGAAUCUAUCUCUCGUCUCGCACGUGGCCCUGUGCAUGACGUUGCAGCAUCCGUUCUGCUCGACGAUGACGAUAUAUUCGUACCUUCAUCCCAGACACAGGAGCUUCAUAUUUCCCCUGCACUCGCUGCAAAGAGUCUGCCUAGAUUGAACUUCACGUUCCGCAUGCCUCUUGGGCACUUUGAUGAUGGAGAAAUUAUUCCCACUUCCCAGAGCCAAGAAAGGGAACUGGAAAUUCCUGAUUCUGAUCUUGGAGUUGGGUCGCAGAGACACGAGUCAAUCUCGAAAGAGGCCAUGCGGAUCUCGCAACAACCACGGAAGCACAUCACUUCGCGUGACGCUCUUCACGAAGUGCGCAACGCCCUGAGUUUGGUCUCAGAGUCUCUGGAGUUCGUGCCGAGCUCGCAGAGUCAGUUGGAGAAAGAACUGGACAUGGCUUCUGUCAGCCCAAUUUGCUUGGUCGAUUCAUCAAGGCGGUCUUCGGAGAACGAAGGCAAUGGGCGAGCGCAACGGCCGAUACCUUUGAGUAGCGAAGGCUCUGAAGAAGUCUCAGAUCGUGUGCAAGACAAAGAUAAUCAGGUGUUAAAUUCCCCUGUGCAUCCAUCUCAAGGCGAAUCACAAUACUCCAACGGUGUACAUUCCCAACUCUACACGUCUCCUCCUCAUCCUCCGACAUCCUACGGCAGCUCGCUUGGAGAUGUGGAUAAGUUUAACCUGGCACCAGACACACCUCCGCAGCUUCGAGCAUUCCGAGACAUGUUCAACGAUGAGCCCUCUUUUCUUCAGGAUAGCGAGAACACAGAUGCUCAUUCAUGUUCUGUGGGAAUAUCUGCUAGCCCGCCGAGCAAUACGCAGGAUCCACCGUUCGUAGUGAGCAGAGAUCAAUUUCUGCGCAGCUACUCCCUCACCGAACCGGAGUCUGACGACACACCACUUUCUUUGUUGGCGAACCCACCAAUACGCCAGGAAGAAACGGAUCUUUUGCAACACCGUGUCCCUCACCGAGAAGUUGAUGCAAUCACUAUAAGAAUCCCCGGCAAGUCUUCGAAUGACGCCGACGACGAAGGAGCCUCCUCCUCCUCGGCCGACCAACCACUGAGCAUCCCACACUCUUUCGAUGAAGGCAUGACUUACUCGUCCGUAUCUGGAAGUUCGUCGAUUCCGGCAGUCGUCGCAGAUUUCUUCGAUAUGUUCGAUAGCGACGAUUCUGUCGGGGAUAUAUGA
Molecule: messenger RNA, 2007 nt
Organism: Sparassis crispa
Lineage: Eukaryota; Fungi; Basidiomycota; Agaricomycetes; Polyporales; Sparassidaceae
Exons: 4
Coding region: 1-2007 (668 amino acids)
Source: RefSeq, a predicted model, not a curated record